Linum tenue is the source of this 1996-nucleotide messenger RNA. The record is from the annotation of a GenBank genome assembly. NCBI's taxonomy places the organism in Eukaryota, Viridiplantae, Streptophyta, Magnoliopsida, Malpighiales, Linaceae.
CCCUCCGGUCCAGACUCAGAAAACCCAAACCCACCUCCAUUAUUCAUCCUCAUUCAUCCUUCCCCAACAGAGAGAGAGAGAGAGAGAAAAUCAAAUCUUUCCCCCAAUCCAAUCCAAUUCAAAAACCUUGAUCAAUCAGAGAAUUCACAGCUCCAUAUGGGUUUGUCCCUCUCGCUGCUCCACUCAGCCUGGGAAGAAAUCGUCCGCCAAAGCUUCCUCGCCCUCGCCCACAACAACUUCUCCCUCACCCCCAAAACAGAGCCCAACAACAAUGUCUCCUCCAAGUUCACCAGAACCGCCAGCAUCAAGCUCAACCUCUGCCGGCCGCUGAGGAUCAAGCUCCAGAAGAAGGCAGAGGGGGGAGAUGACGAAUCGGCCGUGGCAAAGGCGCCGCCGCUGCCGUCGCCGGCGAUCAUGUUCUCCCCGAAGCCGGCGAGCGAGCUGGAGGACGCGGCGGUGAAGCUGCAGAAGUUCUACAAGAGCUACAGGACGCGGCGGAACCUGGCGGAUUGCGCGGUGGUGGUGGAGGAGCUGUGGUGGAAGGCGCUGGAUUUCGCGGCGCUCCGGCGGAGCUCUGUUUCCUUCUUCGACGACCGCAAGCCCGAGACCGCGGUUUCGCGAUGGGCCCGGGCCCGUACCCGCGCCGCCAAGGUCGGGAAAGGCCUGUCGAAGGACGACAAGGCCCAGAAGCUCGCCCUGCAGCACUGGCUCGAAGCGAUUGAUCCGAGGCAUCGGUACGGUCACAACCUCCACUUCUAUUACGAUCUGUGGUUCAAGUGCGAGAGCUGCCAGCCUUUCUUCUACUGGUUGGAUGUCGGAGACGGCAAAGAAGUAAACCUGGAGAAAUGUCCGAGGUCGCUUCUUCAACGGCAGUGCAUCCGGUACCUUGGACCGAAAGAGAGGGAGGAAUACGAAGUCACGGUGGAAGAAGGGAAGUUGGUGUACAGAGGCACCGGCGAGCCGGUGGAGACGACGGAGGGUUCGAAGUGGAUCUUUGUGCUUAGCACCUCCAGGGUGUUGUACGUGGGACAGAAAAAGAAGGGGGUUUUCCAGCACUCCAGCUUCCUCGCCGGCGGCGCCACCUCCGCCGCCGGCCGCCUCGUUGCUCGCCACGGCGUCCUCCAGGCAAUAUGGCCGUACAGUGGACAUUACCACCCUACGGAAGAAAACUUCAGGGAAUUCAUAAGCUUCCUCCAGGAGCAUAAUGUCGAUCUUGCCGAUGUUAAGAGGUACGCCGUGGAUGAUGACACCGAGUACAAAGUCAACGGAGAAGGAGGAUUGGUACAGCCGUCGAAUUCAACGGCUGGACUAACAGAAGACGCGUCGCCGCCGCCGUCAUCGUCAUCGGACGAUGCGAAUUCAACAGUAGAAAAUACUACUGUAGCCGCGACGGUCAAGAAGGUGGAAGAGGAAGAAGAAGGCAGGACGGACACGCCGCCGCCGGCGUUUGACUUGGGGAAGGCCAACCGGCUGUCCUGCAAGUGGAGUACGGGAGCCGGGCCCCGGAUCGGGUGCGUGCGGGACUACCCAACGCAGCUGCAGUUCAGGGCGCUGGAGCAGGUCAACCUGUCUCCCAGGCUGGCUCCCGCCAACUUUGGGCCCAUUCCGUCUCCCAGGCCCAGCCCGAAGAUCAAGCUCUCUCCCAGGCUUUCCUACAUGGGCCUCCCUAGCCCAAGGACCCCAACAAUUACGGUCGCUAAUUGAAGAGUUUUAUAGUCGAUCAAUUAAAUUUAUUUCAGUCUUACCACGCAAGUUAGGUUAAAUUAUAGGUGGAAAGAAAUACACAACUAGGUAGAAAUAGGACUUAACAUGAAAUUCAUAUUCAUAUUUCUCUUGCUUUUGGUUGUGGGGCACAUAUUUGUGUUCCUUAAUCCUUUUCCUUGUUUAUUUGUUUAAUUUAUUAUUUCUUUAUUCAUCAUAGUGGGGUUCUUUUUCCAGCUCACCCAAUUUAGGGACCUGAUUGUCACAUUGUAAUUGUGAACUAUAAUAAAAAUCC